AUGGCAACAGACGGCCACUCCGAUAGAAGCACUCGUAGAAGAAUACGAGCUAGACACACCAAGUCGCGCAAAGGGUGCUUUACCUGCAAGGGUCGCCGAGUCAAGUGUGAUGAAAUCAAACCCACAUGCGGGAACUGUGCCUUGAGAGGAGAACCCUGUGACUGGCCCGCCGAAACUGACUCGCAGGGGCAUUGUACGCCGCGGCCACAGACUGACUCCCUCCGUGCGAAAGCACCCAAGGAUCAAUCUAAGCGCUGGGCACCGCAUCCAGACACAGCGUCACCACGCCCGCUGCAGUUUGAUAUCGCAUCAGAUGCCGCCGGUGGCCGCUCGACUCCCCUCCCCGGGGAGUUGAACAUGGUUGAUCUGCAACUCUACUCGCAAUUCAUGCUGCACACCUCCAAGCACAUGACGCUGAACUUGCGCCGGCAACACAUCUGGCAAACCGUCAUCCCCCGCUUCGCCAUGCGGAGCGAGGCCCUCAUGCAUCUCCUCCUGGCCCUGGCGGGGCUGGACUACGCCGCGGCUGGGACGGCCGAUGAGCAUUUAGGACUCGUAUCUCCAGACAUACAGAGCCAGCCCUCGCCAGCCCACGGCGACCACGACCACCGCCACCGCCACAACGACACCCUGGACGCCACGUAUCUUCGGAUCAUUAUCGAGCACCACCAACGCGGCCUGGAAGCGUUCAGGACGGAGCUGGCCAACCUGUCCAGCGCGAAUCUCCAUCUCGUGUUCGCCGGCUCGAUGUUGCUGGUCGCGUUCGCGCUCGCGUCCCUGCGCAUCCGGAACCUGAACGACGCGCACUUGCAGCCUCGCCAGCCCCGUCUCGACUGGAUCUUUCUCAUCCAUGGCCUGUGCACCGUCAUCAAGCACAACUGGCCGGCGGUGCGCAUGGGCCCGCUGCGAGCCAUGACGCAGUACGGCUACGCGAACGACGACUGGCGAAUGUGUCCGCGGGACGCGCUUUGCUCCGUGGCGUCCAUGCGUCGCGGGUGCUCACCGCGCCUGGUUGCGUUCUGCCGCGGCGCGGAUGAGGCCUUGACGCAGCUGGUGGGAUCCCAUGCGUCCUUGGCCGCCCGGGAGGGGCGGGCCCUGGCGGAGCAGAAGGCCGCCCUCGAGCUCCUGGAGGGUAUGUACAUGCGGACGCUGUACGUGGUGCACUUUUCGGACGAGGCGCGCGAGUCGCCGCGGGAUGUGCAGGCGGAUCUGGAAGACGCGGCGCUCAUGGCGUGGGCGGAGUUUCUGCCCGACGGAUUCUUAGAUACUCUGGCUGGCGGCGGAGUGGGUGCGACGCUGUCGUAUGUCAUUCUGGCGUACUUUCAUCUUCUCUUCUCGCUGUUUGAGUCGGUUUGGUAUGUUCAGGGCGGGUUUGACGGGGAGAUUGUGCAGAUCCAAGCGUUGGUGGAGAUGUCGGGCGAGGGCGAGUUGAUGUCGCUGAUGCAGUGGCCGGUGGCUGUUAUCGCUGUCAAUCAUGAUCAUCGCGGUUCAUCCGUAUAA
Aspergillus fumigatus Af293 is the source of this 1500-nucleotide messenger RNA. RefSeq names its product putative C6 finger domain protein. Lineage: Eukaryota; Fungi; Ascomycota; Eurotiomycetes; Eurotiales; Aspergillaceae. The transcript is spliced from 2 exons. Gene Ontology annotation, molecular function: zinc ion binding; DNA-binding transcription factor activity, RNA polymerase II-specific. Gene Ontology annotation, biological process: regulation of transcription by RNA polymerase II. The record is from RefSeq and is a predicted model, not a curated record. Bases 1 to 1500 code for a protein of 499 amino acids.